AUUUCAAAAGUUUGGCAAAUGUAAUUUUUUCAUAACAAAACUAAUUACAUAUACAUAUAUUAAAAGACAAUGAAACUGCAUCAACUAACUAAUUGUACAAAAACAAUAUUGCUUUGUCUAAAUUUGAGCAAAGCAGGGCAACAUCGACAAAUAAGUAUCGCCAAAUGUCUAGGAAGAUCACUAGACCCAGUGUUGGAACAGAACAAAAGUGCACCAGUGGCUGAUGCCACCGCACAUUUUGAAUUCCAUGGCGAUUGGCCGGUGGCGGAAAAACAGAGCUUCCUAAAGGAUAUGCGCUUGCAUACAAACUUCGUAAGCCAUGAAGAAGAAAAUAAAUUAAUUGAGGAAAUUGAGCCCUAUAUGAAACGUUUACACUAUGAAGAUGCACAUUGGGAUGAUGCUAUACAUGGAUUUCGCGAAACGGAACGUAAACAAUGGUAUCCACACAAUCGCGCGGUACUCGAGCGUGUACGACAAAUAGCUUUCGAUGGUGAGAUUAUGCCCUAUGUGCAUAUACUGGAUUUGGCGGCAGCGGGUGUUAUCAAACCACAUGUGGAUAGUACAAGGUAUUGUGGCAAUACAAUAGCCGGUAUUAGCUUGCUGAGCGACAGCGUUAUGCGUUUGGUACGUGUCGACGAACGUAAAUAUCAACAAGGUCAGCCUGUGGAAGCGCCUGCGGGUGCAAGUGAGAAUAACACUGCCGCUUCAGUUGCGCAAAAUGCAGCAGAGCCGAACGAUGCAUAUCGCAAUCAACCUGUUACGACUUUAGAAAAUAACUUCUACGUCGACGUGCUGUUGCGUCGUCGGUCGAUGUACAUAAUGAGCCAUACUUCACGCUACAAUUUUUCGCAUGAAAUACUGGCGAACGAUGUGUCUUCCUUUCGCGGGCAACACAUUAAAAAGGAUCGUCGUAUCUCGAUUAUAUGUCGAAAUGAGCCGUAACAAAUGGACGGCUUAUGCUAAAAUAUUCUUUGCAUUAGCUUUAAAUAUUUUAAAUAUUGUGAAUAAACUAUAGUUGGCAGAA
Ceratitis capitata (Mediterranean fruit fly) is the source of this 1024-nucleotide messenger RNA. Its product is annotated as alpha-ketoglutarate-dependent dioxygenase alkB homolog 7, mitochondrial. Bases 70 to 942 code for a protein of 290 amino acids. Lineage: Eukaryota; Metazoa; Arthropoda; Insecta; Diptera; Tephritidae. Gene Ontology annotation, cellular component: mitochondrial matrix. Gene Ontology annotation, biological process: DNA damage response; fatty acid metabolic process. The transcript has 5 exons. The record is from RefSeq and is a predicted model, not a curated record.